UUCAUCGUUGCAAAUACAAAUCCUCUUUGACUUGGCAAGCGUUGAGACGUCAUAAACAAGUGCUUGAGGCGAAUUCUCCCAGAGUGCACCCACACGCGAUCGAAAUAUCCUGCUAUCUUCCCAAUGCUGCCUCUCCUCGUCCGCCAGGUCAACGCGCUGACCUCACCGCACGUGCUUCAGAAUACCUUCCCUGCGUUCGCCAUGUAUUAUUGUUGGCAUCCCCUGUCUUCCCAAUAGGUUUGAAGUACCGCCGCCUGAACACAGGUGUCGAGGUCGGAGAUGGAGACGCGGAAGAAACGGACAUUGACUUCCGCCGAGGCGGUCGCAUCCUGUCCCGGUGCUAACUCUCUCUUCCACCUAAUCCUGAGUCAGAAGAACUCUCUCCAUAAAUCCCCUUAGCCUUCUUCUUCAUUUCCUGCUAAGAAAACUUCAGCAGCAUCAGCGGAUCGUCGUGUUUGAGUAGGCUUUACGUUUAUAUAGUUGGUGAUGUCCAACGUUCCCAAUUCUCUCCGUGACUCCUGUCUCACCCUCUUCCGCCUCGCCAUCUCCAGUUCCGAUCGCUGGCCCUUCUCUCUCUAGCUUGCGUCCCCCGUCUCCCCUCUGCAGCUCCUCUUGCUGCCGGGUUGCCCGGUCUUCGCAUGCAGCGUGGACGAGAAGAAGCGGGAGAUAACACUAAUAACAACGAGAAGAUCGAGAGCCAUCGCUGUCGUCGCUCGCUGGCCGGCUUCUUCCAGCUCCGCAUGCCGCACAUGGGGCACCGCGAGAGGAAGGAGCGGGCGGCCGCGGGGUUGCCGCCCAAGGGGUGCAUGGCGGUCAGAGUGGGGCAGGAAGGGGAGGAGCAGCGGCGGUUCGUGGUGCCGGUGGCGCACCUCAGCCACCCCCUCUUCGCGGAGUUCCUGGAGGAGGCGAAGGCGGAGUAUGGGUUCAGCCAGCCAGGGGCCAUCUCCAUCCCCUGCGGCGUUGAUCACUUCCGCCACGUGAACGACGUCAUCGACCGCGAGAGGGGCAGCGCUGCAGUCCAUCACCACCACCUCCCCCUCCGCCUUCUUCACUUUACAUGCUGUUUUGGAGCUUAAUGACCGGUGAUGAUAAAUAGAUGAGUGAUUAGGCUUUUGAUAUAUGGAUGAAGAUAAUGAAAUUUGUUGGACUGUACGUAUUUGGGGAUUGAAUGUGUUCGAAAUAGAUAAUUUCAAGCUUAUUGUAAGAAAUAUUUCAUU
Messenger RNA from Musa acuminata AAA Group (dessert banana), 1217 nucleotides. Its product is annotated as auxin-responsive protein SAUR32-like. The transcript has a single exon. NCBI's taxonomy places the organism in Eukaryota, Viridiplantae, Streptophyta, Magnoliopsida, Zingiberales, Musaceae. The record is from RefSeq and is a predicted model, not a curated record. Gene Ontology annotation, biological process: response to auxin. Bases 639 to 1076 code for a protein of 145 amino acids.